UCUGGAAUUUCUUUCUGUAGCCUUUAAAAAGCACGUCGAAGUCAAGAAACGCAAACUUCUGGAAUUUCUUUCUGAAGCCUUUUAAAAGCACGUCGAAGUCAUGAAACCCUAGGUAAUAUGUUAUGAGUGUGUUUCGCUUUACAACAGGCUUCGCAGAAGAAGAAAAUUCCCCUGCGGAAGCGUCACUGGAUUGGACUUCUACGCACUUAUAAAUAAUUUUCUGCCGCUUCAGCUAUCGGUAUACCAGCCUCGGGAACUAAAACUGCCUGUUUACAGUGGAAAUAAAACUGCUUAGCAUUUCAGAGAGCGCUUUCAGAGUAUUCGCUUGCUUUGUGUUUAACGUGAGAAAUUUUCAACUCCUAUAUUCCUUCAUUAAAAUUCUUCAUUGCACAGCGAAACUGGUAAAUUUGAGAGUAAAUUUUGAAAUUUGGACAAUUUUUUUCAAAUUUCCUUGUGUAUUGGAUGAUUCGAUUAUGUUUUGAAAUUGAAAACCUAAAUCUUUGACUGUUACAGUCACAUUAUUUUUACUACUAAAAUCUAAAGUUCUGAGUAAUUUGCAGGCACAGCAAGUUUACAUUAGACGUCUAAACUUUAAAUGUUUUGCAGGCACACUGUCUUUGUAUUCAAAACCUAAAGCUUUAAUAUGCAGAAGAAUCAGGAAUCCGAAAAAGAAGAAUUUGUUGACAAACCGAUUGCAGAAGAUAAAUCACUUUAUUCUAUGACUAAGGUCGAGGGAGACGUGAAUCUAAAUGACGAAAACCUUUUCGAGCUGGAGAGCACGUUUAGUAGGUUAAUUUGCGAGGAUGAUAGCCUCGAAUUCGUCUCUCUCUUUAAGUGCAUUUGCAAGGCCAGGAUUUCCGGGCUAAUCACCGGCACCGACGGAAACGCAAAAUGCAGAGAUAACGAGGAUAAAAUGAGCCGUCUUUUGCAAAAACUUCUGCAUUUGGCAUGUAAGCUUGAUUCUGUUGCCUGUGCACGAGCUAUAGUUGAAGGUGAGAUCGGUCCUUCCUUACCUGUUAACGGGCUUGAUGAAAAUGGUAAGACCGCGCUUCAUUACGCUGCUCAUUCUCAUUCUCACAAUUGCAUAAAUUUCUUACUUCGUAAUCAAGCCCGCACCGACAUCAAGUCCAAAGAAGGUCAAAGUCCCUUAGAUAUGGCUUUGCUCUCCAAAAGGAUGCAGGUUGACUGGUCUUUGGCUAGCGGUACAGCUGAGCUUCUCAGAUUAAUCGGAAAUAAGGACAUCGCUGCAGUCAGAAUUCUUGCAGUGAACACUAAAGACAUUCAUCAAAUAGCCUACAAAAAGGCCCUAGAUGGACACAUAGUUUCUUUCGCAAUUCUGGUUAUUGCGGCUACAAAUUUGGUUCUUUCUACAUUGAUGCAAAAUGACAAUCAACCUCAAACAAUCUUUGAAAGUUUGGUAAAAAAUGCUGUCUCACUUUGGCAGAUCGAAGCUCGGAAUAGUGAUAAUAACAACUGUGAUGAUUCUGAUAAGGAAAGCACGAACAGCAUAACUCUUUCAAAAAUUCAACAACAAAGGAAAGUGCUUCUCAGUGAAAUCGAACUCCUGCUGCACUUCAGGGAAAGUGUCAUAAAACCUAUCAGAGACAACAAAAGAUUGUCUACUAAUGCUCUAUUCUUGCCACUUGUUCGAGCUUCUCAGACUGGAGAUAAAGAAUUGGUGAAAUUGCUAUUAAAUGGAAGCGUGGAUCCUAAUGAGGCAGAUAGCGAUGGAAAUACUGCCCUUCACUGGGGCCUCAAAGCUACCGCAACUAAUCAAGAUACAAGGCUUAUAAGUUUACUUCUUAGUCACGGAGCUUCCGUGAGCGCAAGGAACAGAUUAGGUCUGACUGCCGUACACGUGGCAGCAAAUUAUGGUCACCUUCAAGGAUUGCAGAUGCUUUUGAUUCAAGAUGCAGAAGCAGUUGACAUGGUUACAGAAACAAAGGAGACCCCUCUGUUUUAUGCAGUUAAAAAUAAUCAUUUUGAAUGUGCUAUGCUUCUGAUUGCUUAUGGAGCCAAUCGUCAAGCAUUAAAUCUAAGGAAACAAAGGCCUGUUGAUGUAGCAAAGACACAAGACAUGCGAGAGAUGCUAAAUUCUCAAUCCGUCUUUCAAUUCGGUAAAUUAAAGGAGUAUCUGAUGGCCCAGGCGUCACAAGAGACCACCAGUGAGAAAUGUCUCGAUAAUUCUGCAAAGCCUCAAUUAAUUAAAGCUGGAAGCGGAAAUCAGGAUCGAGAUCAACACGAAGACAGUUCAAAAUUACCAUUGUACACCAAAACAGAGAUUUGCAGGUACUAUGAAUCUCCCAGUGGUUGUGUCAGAGGGGAUAAGUGCUAUUUUGCUCAUGGAGAAGGAGAAUUGCGACGAGUCAAGAUGUUCAGAAACACUUCACAGCAGCGUAUCCCUGAGGAUUUAAACAAGAAGGUGUUUAUUGGAGGCCUUUCCCCUUCAGUAGAAUCUGAGGAUCUGAGAGAUAUCUUUGAGAGUAAAUUUGGACCAGUUAUAGAUGCAGUAGUCAUCGGCAGUCAAGGUGGAGAGCACCUUCACUCCCGUGGCUUUGGCUUUGUGACAUUUAAACACCAAGAGUCUGUGGCCGCUGCUGUGCGAGCACAUUAUAUACCAAUUUUUGGUAAAAUGGUGGAGAUUAAAGGCGCAGUUCCCAAGUCCAUGCUGGAGCCCAUGAAGGGAACUAAUGUUCAAGAGGAUGAGAUGCAUAGAAAUGACACAGAAUUUGACGCUAGAAACCAAAGUAUAUCAUCAUCAUCAUCGUCACCAUUGGAUAGAGAUCAUUUGCCAGGGGAUGUGCAAGAAAGCAGAGAUUCGGCGCAUACUAAUAUACCAUUAUUAUUGCCAAACCCUGUAGAAUAUCCAGCCUGGGUGGAGAAAUUUAAAAGGUGGCUGCCGGUAUUCCUAGGAGAAGUAUCAAAGCGGCUCAAGGAAAGGGAAUGGUAUCCCCUGUCUUCUCUCAAGGGAGAUUUCAGAGCAACCUGUGGCUUGGAGCUGGACCAUAUUUCUCUUGGCUACAUCAAGCUUAGCGACUUCAUCCGUUCUAUACCAGGCUUGUGCAGGAUGAAAAUUGUUCCUGUUGGAACGGGCCCUGCUACCCACAUGGUUAUUCUCCCGGCACUUUCAGUUCCAAAGCCUGAAUAUCCUCCAAGGCAUCAACAAACUAUUGGAAGUGGGAAGAAUUCAUUUGUGGACAAAGGACGCACGUAUGCAGAUGCUGCAGGACAAAUCCCACAAGGAACAUCGAUAUCUAUUUCUGCCCCUCUUCAACCUACCCAAUUAAUUACAACUCCUGAGGCCGAGACCCGCUCAAAUGCUGAUUUUUCUCAGUCUGGCCCUUUGCUUUAUCAUCAAUCAACUUCUACGGGCAAAUGUCCAAUCAGAACCAAAGAAGAUGUUCGAUACCUCACAAAUCUUUUGGAUGACUUCAAUGUGAAUGCGGAUGGGACGGUUCUUACUAGCGCAAAUCCAAAUACACUAGUCAACGCUUACACUGUGAAUCAACCUGCUGCACCCAAUAAUUCUUUCGCACAAGCCAUGGAAAGCACGAAAUUACCUGUGUGUUAUAACAUCAUGGAUAUUCCUCGUUCAAAUAUUCAGCUUGCUCCCCCUAAUCAAUACAACCCACCAUCGUCCUCUGAAUCUGGGCAGGGACAAGGACAUCCCUUCUUAAGUUUUCUACAACAGGGAGGAACUUCAUUUUUCACUCCGUGGACUCAACAGAAGCCUGAGGCCCAAUUAUGGACAUCCACUGUCAGCCCUAAAUUAUGGGAGUUUUGAAAUUUGACAGAAGUCGCCUCAGAGCGUUCUGUCCCCAUACAGCCCAGCAUACUCUUCGCCCUCAGAACUGGCUGAAAGCAGUAUUGGUAAUGGCAAUUGCAGAGUAUGUAAGGAGAGGAAGGCAAUUUGGAUAGCCGUGCCAUGUGCUCACAAAACCCUAUGCACUGAUUGCCGCAAUAAUAUUAAACUUUCUCAGAGGCCCUUGAAUUGCUCUAUUUGCAAUCACCCUGUGGAUAAGUUCAUUGCUAUGUACUAAAGACACAGUUUGAUAGUCUUAGAUUUAUGUGUGUGAAAAAACCUUGAUUUUUGUAUAUAGUGCACAAGCUUCCAAAUUUUUCUAAAUUUCUGUUUCUUAUCCUACAAGAUAUUAUUUUCGUUAGUAGAAAUUAGCAUGCUUGUAAAUAGGAUUUGUAGCUUGAGUUCAAUUGAUUUAACAAACCAAUUCAGACGCUAA
Messenger RNA from Cryptomeria japonica (Japanese cedar), 4238 nucleotides. RefSeq lists its product as uncharacterized. The record is from RefSeq and is a predicted model, not a curated record. The coding region runs from base 644 to 3784 and encodes 1046 amino acids. The transcript is spliced from 13 exons. Lineage: Eukaryota; Viridiplantae; Streptophyta; Pinopsida; Cupressales; Cupressaceae. Gene Ontology annotation, molecular function: protein binding; metal ion binding; RNA binding.